Panthera uncia (snow leopard) is the source of this 1368-nucleotide messenger RNA. RefSeq names its product LY6/PLAUR domain containing 6B (gene LYPD6B). The transcript is spliced from 7 exons. Lineage: Eukaryota; Metazoa; Chordata; Mammalia; Carnivora; Felidae. The record is from RefSeq and is a predicted model, not a curated record. The coding region runs from base 285 to 794 and encodes 169 amino acids. Gene Ontology annotation, molecular function: acetylcholine receptor regulator activity.
GCGCAGGAGCCGAGAGAACUCCCGCCUCUCCCUCUGCGGCGCCGCUGCUGUCUGCCCGACUCGUACUUUUGCUGGUGCUGGUGAAUAAGCGACACAUGCACAGGGGCUGGUUACUUUGUUUGGGCACAGACCUCAUCACCAUUGGAGAGAGGAGCCUGACAGCCGUGUUCUCUCUGAGAUCACUGUGACCGUGUUCUUACUAAGGUCUCGGGGAGACUUUACUGAUGAAAUCUGUAAAAUGUAAUCAGAUGUGAGUUUUGGACUUUCCCAUAACCAAGGUCAGAAUGCUGCCCCUCCGUCAUGCUCUGGCUGUAGCUGUUGUCCAGAUCUUUAUCUUGUCAGAAAACUGGGCAUUGGCCAAGAACAUCAACUUCUACAACGUGAGGCCUCCUCUGGACCCUACGCCAUUUCCAAAUAGCUUCAAGUGUUUUACCUGUGAAAAUGCAAGGGAUAAUUAUAACUGCAAUCGAUGGGCAGAAGACAAAUGGUGCCCACAAAAUACACAGUACUGUCUGACAGUUCACCACUUCACCAGCCACGGAAGAAGUACAUCCAUUACCAAAAAAUGUGCCUCCAGAAGUGAAUGUCAUUUUGUUGGCUGCCACCACAGCCGAGAUUCUGAACAUACAGAGUGUAGGUCUUGCUGUGAAGGAAUGAUCUGUAAUGUAGAGUUACCCACCAACCACACUAAUGCAGUCUUCGCCGUGAUGCAUGCUCAGAGAACAUCCGGCAGCAGUGCCCCCACGCUCUACCUACCAGUGCUGGCCUGGGUCUCCGUGCCUCUGCUGACAUGAAGCCACUGUUCCUAAGAGAGACAGAAACCGCCCUCCAAAGCACAAGCCAAAAAUUGUGUGAACGCUGAACGUUUGAGUGAAGACCAGUCUUGCACUUGGUGAAGAGUGCACCUUGGACGACCACAAAGCAGAAGCCAGUUGUUCACUGAGCUAAAGCACUCCUAUGUCGGGCCACAGGAUGGAGGAAGGGGAUGUGGCAGGAAGUGAGGGGAUUGUCUGGCUUCCAGGCCUCCUGGUCAGAGGGGCUGCAUCUUGUCUCUUCUGCAGGGAGGAUCCUGCCAGUAUCUGCAACAGAGAGGUCGCAGCAGCCUGUUUUCGUCCUGCUGACCAGACCUUUAGCUGAAUGGACUGCUUGACCUCAAGACUCCUUCAGAAGCCGCUGGGUCAGACUCUCUCAUUUCUGUGAUUAGCUCAGAGUGUCCCUAUGAAAUCAACUCUUCCAUCAUGAGAAAGCAAUUUUCCCACCAAUGACACAGUCAGUGAGAAAGGCAGCUAACUAUAGGAAGAAAACUUCAGUUGAAUUAAUAUGAAACCCAUUUACUAUUGUGGGGGGAAAUAAAGCGUUUAAAUUAUA